ACUGCGGGCACCGAGUCGUCUGGCAAGACUGCGGGCACCGAGUCGUCUGGCAAGACUGCGGGCACCGAGUCACCUGGCGGAACAGCGGGCAUCGAGUCAACUGGCGGAACAGCGAGCACCGAGUCGUCUGGCAAGACUGCGGGCACCGAAUCACCAGGCACGACAGUGGGCUGUGACUCAAUUGGCAUGACAGCGGGCACCGGGUCAUCAGGUACCAGAUUGUCUGGCUCGACAGCGGGCAUCGGGUCACCAGGCAUCAGGUCAUUUGGCUCGCCAGCGGGCACCGCGUCAUCUGGCAAGGCAGUGGGCACCGAGUCACCAGGUACGACAGCGGGCUCUGAGUCAAUUGGCACGACAGCGGGCACCGAAUCAGGUACCGGAUCAUCUGGAUCAACAGCGGGCAUCGAGUCAACUGGC
Messenger RNA from Staurois parvus, 417 nucleotides. The record is from the annotation of a GenBank genome assembly. Lineage: Eukaryota; Metazoa; Chordata; Amphibia; Anura; Ranidae.